GAAAGCCAACGUGGUGCUGGAGACCCGGCAGCUGGCCAUGAAGAUCUUUGAGGAUUACACGGUGUCCUGGUACUGGAUCAUCAUAGGCCUCGUCAUCGCCAUGGUGGCCAGCCUGAUCUUCAUCGUCCUGCUGCGCUUCCUGGCCGGGAUCAUGGUCUGGGUCAUGAUCGUGAUGGUGAUCCUGGUGCUGGGAUACGGAAUCUUCCACUGCUACAUGGAAUACGCGAAGCUGAAAGGGGAGGCGGGCUCGGACGUGUCCCUGGUGGACCUGGGCUUUCAGACCGACCUGCGCGUCUACCUCCACCUGCGGCAGACGUGGUUGGCCUUCCUGAUCAUCCUGUGCGUGGUGGAGCUGGUGAUCGUCCUGCUGCUCAUCUUCCUCCGCAAGAGGAUCCUCAUCGCCAUCGCGCUCAUCAAGGAGGCCAGCAGGGCCGUCGGUCACGUCAUGUCCUCGCUGCUGUUCCCCCUGUGCACCUUCUUCCUGCUGUGCCUCUGCAUCGCCUACUGGGCCAGCACCGCCGUGUAUCCUUUGCUCUUCCCCUGCCCUGCCUCCCUGUUCCCCGGCAAGGAAGCUGCCCUGCAGGUGAUCAGUGCCCCGGGGUAG
Molecule: messenger RNA, 604 nt
Organism: Manacus vitellinus (golden-collared manakin)
Lineage: Eukaryota; Metazoa; Chordata; Aves; Passeriformes; Pipridae
Product: choline transporter-like protein 2
Exons: 6
Biological process (GO): transmembrane transport; choline transport
Cellular component (GO): membrane
Molecular function (GO): choline transmembrane transporter activity
Source: RefSeq, a predicted model, not a curated record